UUCCCUGCUUUUUCUAAAUAAGGUAGGUAGGGGAGUACGUAUGGGUGGCCCAUGUUUACAUCACCCAAUAGUUAUCCAGACGCGACUUCUUCAACGAUCGCAUCACUUCUAAGGUCCACAUAGCCUUAGAAUCGCCGAGUAUCAAAUUAUGGGCAGCCAAUGUGUUGAGUCGCGCUCAACUUUAUCCUGCGCGUCUCAUCCUGUCGUUGCAGAACAACUAUCAGAAGUCUUCCGUAACACCUUCAACAUGCCGCCCUUUGCGAUCGAGGAGGAGAACAGAGCGGAAUUUCUCUUCAGCGAGGAGAUGUGGGUUGCGCACUUUCAUUUCAUCAUACAUCAUUCAAACCGGUUUUUGGGCGGAUCUCUUCAAUGCACUGAUUUAUCUUUAUCAUUUUAAACCAGCGUUCUUUCCUAGCGUUCAAGCUAACUAACAGUAAUCUCAGCAUGAAUGAUGCCGUUAGCGAAGACAAAGGCUUGGGCCUGCCUGGUUCUGGCCCGGCCAUGAUUUCCCUCCUUAAUGGCGGACCUGGGCUUGAAGUAAGCUACGAUGAUGGAGUUAGCAACUCCGCCCCAGUUGCUAACAUGGGCGAGUACUACGGCGAGGCUGAGGAUGAAGAUGAAGAUGAGGAUGGCAUUGUCGCAACUGCCUCUGAAGCCCGGAAUCGUUCCCGCCUGUCGAGCUCCGCCGCCCCUGCAAGGACUCCAAGCAAGAGGUCAACCCCAGCGUCUGCACCUGCCUCAGCUUCGGCUCCCACAACCGCGGGUGCCGGGCGCGGGCGCAAGCGCAAGGCUGCAGCUGUUGAGACCGAAGCUGAUCCGGUGCCCGCUAAGCGCCGUGGCCGUCCUCCCGGACCUACGAGCGCCCGCCUUUUUGCUAAGGCCGUCAAGAAGGAAACCCGCGGUCGCCCGAAGAGGCAGCAGGAGGUGUCUACGAAACCCACAAGCGCGGCUGCUAAACGCGGCCGGCCCAAGAAGGGAGAGACCAGCGGCGCGGCCCCAGCUGGAGAGUAUGAGGUGGAAGAGAUCCUCGAUUCCGCCAUUGACGCCGACACCAUGGAGCACAUGUAUCGCGUCAAGUGGAAGGGUUACCCUGUGGGGGAAGCUACCUGGGAGCCGAAGAAGAACCUCACACAUGCUGCGAUCCUUGUGCGAGCAUUCGAUGCCACGAAGAAGAACCUUGCGAAUGGGGUGGCUGACGAGGGAGAGGGAAAGCAGAAAAAGAAGCCCGGACGCAAGGCAAAGGCCAGACCAUAGUGGCAUCUAGUCAGUGUGCACUUUUCUUCUAAUGGACUUCUCUGUUCGGGAUCGGCUCAUGGGAUGGCAUGGUGGCUCUGGGCGGCGGCUGGUUUGGUUUUCCCCCCCACGGUAAUGAGGACGGCGGUCGGAAGAACUUCGACAGGGAAUUGUACCGGCGUCGAUACCGGCGUAUUGCUUGCGAUUUAUGCACUUUUGUGGGGUUUACUUUGCACAAAUGCAGCUUCUUCCUUUUCCCUCGGCCAAGUGAGCGCAAUCUUUGAUUCUCUGGGCAUAUUCGGCUUCUGCAUUUGACAUGGCAUAUACCGGAGCUC
Phialemonium atrogriseum is the source of this 1568-nucleotide messenger RNA. RefSeq names its product heterochromatin protein 1. Gene Ontology annotation, biological process: chromatin organization; negative regulation of transcription by RNA polymerase II. The record is from RefSeq and is a predicted model, not a curated record. Bases 445 to 1254 code for a protein of 269 amino acids. Gene Ontology annotation, molecular function: DNA binding; chromatin binding. Gene Ontology annotation, cellular component: pericentric heterochromatin. The transcript is spliced from 2 exons. Lineage: Eukaryota; Fungi; Ascomycota; Sordariomycetes; Cephalothecales; Cephalothecaceae.